Molecule: messenger RNA, 2153 nt
Organism: Juglans microcarpa x Juglans regia
Lineage: Eukaryota; Viridiplantae; Streptophyta; Magnoliopsida; Fagales; Juglandaceae
Product: protein NUCLEAR FUSION DEFECTIVE 4-like
Exons: 3
Coding region: 126-1859 (577 amino acids)
Cellular component (GO): membrane
Source: RefSeq, a predicted model, not a curated record
AAAAUAGGCAUAGACAGGGUGCUAUAUGCAUAGAGAAAAGAAAGAAAAAACAGUUUAAUUUUUGGAGGCGGGCGGGGGGGCUUCUGGUCUUGUGGUGCUAGCUGCUGCUGACAUAUAAUAGCGUCAUGCCGGGGCAGUCACGAAAAUGGAUGAUAUUGGUGGCCACCAUAUGGAUUCAGGCAUUCACCGGCACCAACUUCGAUUUUUCAGCCUACUCCUCGGCUUUCAAAUCUGUUCUUGGGAUUUCUCAGGUGCAGCUGAAUUACUUGGCCGUGGCUUCCGACCUUGGCAAGGCUUUUGGGUGGUCUUCUGGCCUGGCUUUGAUGUAUUUUCCCCUUUGGGUGGUGAUGUUCAUGGCUGCUUUCAUGGGCCUCGCUGGUUAUGGCACUCAGUGGCUUGUGAUUAGGAGUAUCAUAACCUUGCCUUACUUCCUGGUCUUUCUUCUGUGUUUGUUGGCCGGGUGUAGCAUCUGCUGGUUCAACACUGUAUGUUUUGUUCUUUGCAACAAAAACUUUCCUGCUAAUCGACCCCUUGCAAUCUCACUCACAGUAAGCUUCAAUGGUGUAAGUGCAGCCUUAUACACUCUUGCUGCUAGUGCAAUUGACUCCUCCUCUGAUGCUCUCUAUCUUCUUUUAAAUGCCCUCAUUCCUCUGAUCACUUCUAUUGUAUCACUAAUCCCAAUUCUCCGGCAACCGCCUCUGGAUCCUCUUCUUCCCGACGCCGUUCGCCGGGACUCCCUUAUAUUUCUGUUCUUGAAUUUCUUAGCAGUCAUCACUGGCAUUUACCUUCUUCUCUUUGGUUCCUCUACCUCGGAUACUACAGCAGCUCGUCUCCUUUUUAGUGGAGCCAUUGCCCUCCUAAUUUUCCCUUUGUGUAUCCCUGGUGUUGUCUAUGCUAAACAUUGGUUUCAUCGCACCAUUCAUUCUAGCUUCCGCCUUCAAGGCUCUGCAUUCGUUCUUAUUGAUUCAGAGGAUCUUGAACUGCAUAAAGAGCUUCUUUCCCGUCAAGGUAGUAGUAUUGUCCCUCUUGGAAAUGGAUCCUUCUCUCACCUUUUAAACGAAAAUAGAACUGUGGAUAUCACCAGCCAGCAGAAAGCUGGGGAAGUUCAAUGGUGUUGUCAGAGAUUAAUAUACAAGGAUCAGUUGGCAAUGCUCGGGGAAGAGCACACAGCACGAAUCCUAGUACAAAGGCUAGAUUUUUGGCUAUACUAUGUUGCUUAUUUUUGUGGAGGUACAAUCGGACUUGUGUACAGUAACAAUCUAGGACAAAUAGCGCAGUCGCUGGGACAAAGUUCAGACACCACGACUCUCCUUACGCUCUAUUCAUCGUUCUCCUUCUUUGGCCGAUUGCUUUCAGCUGCACCAGACUACAUACGUGCGAAGUUUUAUUUCGCGAGGACUGGAUGGCUGGCCAUUGCACUUUUGCCAACCCCAAUUGCUUUCUGCUUGCUAGCAGCAUCAGGCAGUGGGGAAGCACUGCAUGUAGGCACUGCACUGGUUGGCUUGAGCUCCGGAUUCAUCUUUGCUGCUGCUGUAUCAAUUACAUCAGAGCUUUUUGGACCCAACAGCGUAGGUGUCAACCACAACAUUGUAAUCACCAAUAUCCCAAUCGGGUCUCUCGUAUAUGGCUGUCUUGCUGCUCUAGUUUAUGAUGCAAACAUAAGCUCUGGUUUAGGGAACAUAAUGUCAGAUUCGGAUGAUCAAGUAUGCAUGGGAAGGCAGUGCUAUUUCUUGACAUUCGUUUGGUGGGGAUGCAUAUCAGUUCUGGGACUAGCUUGUAGUGUGCUGUUGUUCUUAAGAACCAAACAUGCUUAUGACCUCUUUGAACAGAACCGGAUCAUAGCAGCACAAGAAUAUUAAUAAAUUUUGCUUGACUAGAGGCAUGCACGUACUUAAGAUGGUUCAAGCAGACAGGUACGUAUGAAAAGGCUCGAACCGGUACAGCUAUAUAUCAUCUUUGUGUACUUGUAUUCGGGUCCUUCAAAACAAAACAAAACAAAAAUUCAAAGAAAAUUGUUUAUUUAUAUAUGUUACUAAGCUAGGGGAGAGAGAGAGAGAGAGAUGUUGACACUCAAUGUUGGAUGGAGUAGUACUGCCUCCUUUGAGAAAGUUUUUACCAUAAAGAACUUGAGGAAAUGAAAAAUUAUUAUUAUU